UGGCAGAUUUUUUUUCCCAUUUUCCGGCAUGGCCUUGCAAUCCUCUCUAAUGUUCUCCGUACGACGACGUAAACCCGAACUGAUUCCUCCGGCGAAGCCAACUCCUCGCGAAUACAAGUGCCUUUCCGAAAUCGAUGAUCAAGGUGGUUAUAGGUUUCAAUUUCCAGUGAUACUAUUUUACCGGAAUAUUGAUCCUGCGAUGUGUGGAAUAGACGCUGUGAAGGUGAUCAGAGAGGCAAUUGGAAAAGUAUUGGUUUUUUACUACCCAUUUGCAGGUAGGCUAAGGGAAGGGCCUGGUCGGAAGCUUAUUGUGGAUUGCAAUGCAGAAGGUGUGUUGUUCAUUGAGGCUGAUGCGGAUGUAAGCCUCCAGCAAUUUGGUGAUACAAUUUGCCCACCAUUCCCUUGCAUGGAUGAAUUCCUUUAUGAGGUACCUGGCUCAGAAGGGAUUGCUGAUUCCCCUUUAUUAUUGAUUCAGGUUACACGUUUGAUUUGUGGUGGAUUUAUCGUUGCCGUCCGCUUGAACCACGUUAUGAGCGACGUACUUGGCCUGUCCCAAUUCUUGACGGCUGUGGGUGAGAUAGCCUGCGGGAGACAAUCCCCAUCGGUGAAACCUGUAUGGAAGAGAGAGCUCCUCAAUGCUCGUGACCCACCACGUGUGACAUGUGUGCAUCACGAAUUCGAUGACGUGGACAAGGUUCACACAAAUGGCAAGAAACCCAAAUCACUAGACCAACCAGUACACCGGAACUUCUUCUUCGGUCCAACAGAGAUAGCAGCCCUACGCAAGCACGUACCCUCACAUCUCCAAGCAUGCUCUACGUAUGAGUUAGUAACUGCAUGUCUAUGGCGAUGUCGUACGGUUGCACUCCAAUUGGACCCGGAUGAUGAAGUCCGUUUACUUUUCCCUGUUAAUGUUAAUAGACGUUCGAAAACCCGUCCGCCUUUGCCAGUCGGGUUCUAUGGCAAUGCGUUUGUCCUCCCAGCCGGCCUAUCGACCGCCGGAAAGCUGUGUUGGAAUCCGCUAAGCUACGCACUGGAGUUGGUGAUGAAGGUCAAAUCAAAUGCUACAGAUGAGUAUAUGAGAUCACUAGCGGACUUGAUGGUGAUCAAGAGACAACCCCACUAUAAAGUUGCAGGAAGCUUUGUUGUUCCAGAUGUGACACGUGCUGGGCUGUGUAACGUUGAUUUUGGGUGGGGGAAAGCAGUGUAUGGUGGGCCUGCCAAGGCAGAUGUGGGGACCAUACCAGGUAUUAUGAGUAUGCAUAUACCGUUUAAGAACAGCAAUAUUGAAGAGGGUGCAAUUGUGGUGCCUAUUUUCUUGUCAGAGCCAGCCAUGGAGAGGUUUGCAGAGGAGCUAGCUAACAUGAUUGGAGGCCCUUUGUUGGACCCAUAUGCCAAGACAACUGUGUCUGGCCUCGUUAGAUCUGCUCUAUAAUCA
Molecule: messenger RNA, 1438 nt
Organism: Telopea speciosissima
Lineage: Eukaryota; Viridiplantae; Streptophyta; Magnoliopsida; Proteales; Proteaceae
Product: benzyl alcohol O-benzoyltransferase-like
Exons: 2
Coding region: 29-1435 (468 amino acids)
Source: RefSeq, a predicted model, not a curated record